UGUUCUGCAGGAGAACCUGCGCUCAGCUGUGUAUGACGUCACGCUGCGGUUCCACCGUGACACCAGCAGGUGGCGGCGCAGCUCUGACGGUUUUACACCCUCACGAGAAGAAGAAACGGCUGGCUGUGCGCAUGCGUGUCUUUGCAGCUUGCAGUCCUUGCGGUACCGGUUCGGCUCGGCUCGCUGUGAUCUGGAUGAUGAGGCUGCUCCUGCAGAGGCUCCGGCCGCUCAGCGGGACGCCGGACUUCCUCUCCGCCGCCUCAGAGCGCUCCUUCAGCGGCUCACCGCCGCCGCUGCCCGCCGCCCGGGUCCGGAGCGCCUUCGUGGAGUUUUUCCGGGACAAACACGGACACCUGCCGGUCCCGUCCUCCCCGGUCCGGCCCAGAGGAGACCCGAGCCUGCUGUUCGUCAACGCCGGCAUGAACCAGUUCAAGCCCAUCUUCCUGGGCACAGCGGACCCUCGUAGCGACAUGGCGUCGUACCGCCGCGUGGUCAACAGCCAAAAAUGCGUCCGAGCCGGCGGCAAACACAACGACCUGGAUGACGUGGGCCGGGACGGCUACCACCACACCUUCUUUGAGAUGCUGGGAAACUGGUCGUUUGGAGACUAUUUCAAGGAGGAAGCGUGUCAGAUGGCAUGGAGCCUCCUCACAGAGCAUUACGGGAUACCUGCUGACAGGCUGUAUGUCUCUUAUUUUGGCGGUGAUGCAGCAGCAGGGUUGCCAGCGGAUGAGGAUACACGGAACAUCUGGCUGGAGAUCGGGGUCCCCACCCACCGUCUGCUGCCAUUCGGACUCAAGGACAACUUUUGGGAGAUGGGGGACACGGGGCCCUGUGGUCCCUGCACCGAGAUCCACUACGACCACGUCGGUGGGCGAGAGGCGACGGCGCUCGUCAACGCUGACAGCCCAGAGGUGGUGGAGAUCUGGAACCUGGUCUUCAUGCAGUACAACAGGGAGGUGGACCACAGUCUGCGGCUGCUGCCCCAGGUCAGCGUGGAUACUGGGAUGGGUCUGGAGAGACUGGUGAGCGUCCUGCAGGGCAAAACCUCCAACUAUGACACGGAUCUGUUCACACCGCUGCUGCACGCCAUCCACCAGAGGUCGGGGGUGGAGCCGUAUAGGGGCAGGAUGGGGGCGGUGGAUGUUGGUCAGGUGGAUCUGGCCUACAGAGUCGUAGCUGACCACGUCCGGACAUUAUCGGUGUGCAUCGCUGACGGAGUUUACCCGGGCAUGUCAGGAGCCGAGUUGGUGCUAAGGAGGAUUUUACGGCGGGCGGUUCGGUUCUGUGUCGAGGUCCUUUGUGCUCCCCAGGGAACGCUCGCCAGCCUAGUUCCCACCGUCGCCGACCUGCUGGGUAACGUUUAUCCAGAGCUGCACCAGGAGACAGACCGGAUUGUGGACAUCAUCAACGAGAACGAGGCUCACUUCCUGUCGUCUCUGCAGCAGGGCAGCAGGCUGAUCGAGCGCACGCUUAGCAGGAAGGACUACAAACAUGGAGUCUUCCCCGCCUCAGUGGCUUGGUCUCUCCACCGGGACCUGGGCUUCCCUCUGGACCUGGUGGACCUGAUCCUGGAGGAAAGGGGGGUCCAUGUAGACCGCCAGGAGCUGGACCGCCUGAUUGCCGAGAACCAGAAGGUGGCUUUAGAGCUGCAGGCAGGUGACCGUGCCCAGGUGACGCUGGACGUCCUCAGUCUGACGGAGCUGCAGCGUCUUGGCGUUCCUCACACCGACGACAGUCUCAAAUAUGACUACCGCCUGGCCGAGGGUCGAUACGUGUUCCCACCAUGCCGUGCGACAGUUCUCGCACUCUACGACGGGCAGGCUUUGGUGUCGGAGGUCUCCGAGGGUCAGCGCUGCAGCGUCAUACUGGACCGUACCUGCUUCUACGCCGAGCAGGGGGGCCAGUCACAUGACCAGGGCUACUUCACCCUGUACGAGCUGCAGGACGUGCUCUUUCCUGUGGAGGCGGUGGUCCGGGCGGGGGGCUACGUGGUCCAUCAGGUCACCGUGGCCGACAACCUGAAGACCGGCGACCAGCUCCAGCUGCACCUGAAUCAGGUGCACAGGCUGUCCUGCAUGGUUAAGCACACGGCCACGCACAUCCUGAACUUCGCCCUGAGGAAGGUUCUGGGUGCUUCGGUGCAGCAGCGAGGCUCGCACGUGUCGGCCGAUCGCCUUCGCUUCGAUUUCAGCGUAAAGGGCUCUCUGAGCGUGUCACAGCUGCAGCAAGUGGAAAGGUGCGUUAAUGACAUCAUCUCAGCCAAUCAGAUCGUUCACAGUCAGGAGCUUCCCCUCCAGAGAGCUCGCGGCAUCAGUGGCCUGAGGACUGUAGACGAGGUGUAUCCUGAUCCUGUUCAGGUCGUGUCAGUGGAGCUGCCGGUGACCGAGCUGCUGGACAAACAGUCGGACAGACAGACGUCUGUGGAGCUCUGCUGUGGAACUCACCUGCUGCAGACCGGCGCCAUCGAGGACCUGGUGAUCGUCUCUGAGAGGCAGCUGGUGAAAGGAGUCAGUCGGAUCGUUGCCGUGACGGGACAGGAAGCGGCACAGGCUCGGGAGGCAGGGCACGUUCUAUCUCAGGACGUCGACUCGCUGUCAGCCAGACUUGGACGCUCCGCCCCCUCCUGCCUGGACACUGCCCAGUGCUUUUCCAAGGAGGUGGGCAUCCUCUCAGAUGCUGUGGAUAACAUCCCCAUCCCACAGUGGCAGCGCAGAGAGCUGCAGAGUCGACUCCGCGCUCUGCAGAGGACGAGCAACACCGCCGUCAGGAAACUGGAGACCAGAGAGGCGGCAGUGCAAGCUCAGGCCCUGCAGGAGAAACACGGAAGGACGCAGCUGCUGGUGGACUUGGUGGAGACCAGCUCUCUGUCAGUUCUGAUGAAGACAGUGAACCAGCUGAGCUCCACUGCUCCUCUCAGUCAUGUGAUGCUGCUCGCUCACCAGAGGCAUUCUGGCAAGGUUUUGUGUGCCUGUCAGGUUCCCAAGGUCUCGCCAUCCCUCGUCGCUUCUGAUUGGGCAGUGGCUGUGUGUUACCACCUCAACGGGAGCGCCGGUGGCUCAGAGGUGGUUGCCAAGGGAACAGGAAACAGCAAUGACAUCACCGAGGCUCUGAGGUGGGCCAAGGAGUUCGCCUCCCAGAGAAUGCAGUGAUGAUGUCAUAAAGAAGACCCUCUUCUCAUUGGAUGAUAGGCUGAGGCGAACUUUCUGAACACAUGAAGUUUGAUUUCAAAGAGGAUAGACAGCCAUGCUCUCGAUAUUCUCUUUAUUGUGAAAGGUUACAUUAUGAAACACUCAGCUAAUCACAUCACAGGGAGGAUUAACCAAUCAGAAACCAGCACCCAGCAGGUUCAUCACCUGGCGUUUCGAGGACCUCAGAGCAGCGACACAUUGAGCCACUGCAAAGACAAACACAGGUGUUAAAUCAUGUGACCAAACACACCUAAAUCUUUUCAAAGGUGAUCCAAGUCUGGGCUUUCAAAAUAAAAGCCUGCCAGGGGUGACAACUCAGCUUAAAACCAAACUUUGUUUUUCAGAAUAAAGUUUCAUUUCCUGAAUAAAGCUACGACCCGUCCAACCCAUAGACUGGUUAUAAACGAGAAACCAGCAGCUUCACAUUCACCUGAACUUCCUGUUGUGAACAGCAAGUAAACAUGUAGACUUUCUAAAUAAGAGUCUCAGCAGCUUUAAAGGUGUCCUGCAGAGAUGCUGUGUCUUUGUUUUGGGUUUGAAUAUUAAUAAAAACUUUGUUCACUA
This is a messenger RNA of Haplochromis burtoni (Burton's mouthbrooder), 3755 nucleotides long. RefSeq names its product alanyl-tRNA synthetase 2, mitochondrial (putative) (gene aars2). Gene Ontology annotation, molecular function: aminoacyl-tRNA deacylase activity; alanine-tRNA ligase activity; nucleic acid binding. The transcript is spliced from 22 exons. Lineage: Eukaryota; Metazoa; Chordata; Actinopteri; Cichliformes; Cichlidae. Gene Ontology annotation, cellular component: cytoplasm; mitochondrion. The record is from RefSeq and is a predicted model, not a curated record. The coding region runs from base 33 to 3152 and encodes 1039 amino acids. Gene Ontology annotation, biological process: tRNA modification; alanyl-tRNA aminoacylation.